Molecule: messenger RNA, 7349 nt
Organism: Schistosoma mattheei
Lineage: Eukaryota; Metazoa; Platyhelminthes; Trematoda; Strigeidida; Schistosomatidae
Source: the annotation of a GenBank genome assembly
AUGAAUGAGUCAAGGUGUGACCCUGGAGUUAAAGUUGCAAGACUUCAUCAAGCGAUAUUUGGUAAAAAUCCUGCAUCCGGCUUGCAUGUGAGUGGAAAACCUGUUAAGUAUUAUGAAGAAGUUCGGAUUUGCCUACCAGAUUACAGAAAUUCUAUUUUGUCCAGUAACUCUCCAGAUACCGUAGUUGUGAAUCACGUCAAAUGGAACUUUAGUCAUGCUGAGCUACCCCACUUCAAGGUACAGCUGAAAAAACAUGCUGAUUCAAGCUACGGUAUUUUUAUACGCCGUGGUCUAUUGGUCAAACGUUUCCACUUAACGAAUGAUGGAUUUAUUCUAGAGAACCGUUCUGAAGUCCUUCUGACAGAUUAUGGCGUGCAGAAUCUUUCCUGUGGCUUACUUCCAGGUGAUUAUCUUGUAGCUGUUGGGGACAAGCCUGUUGGAUCGAUUUCUCGUAACGAAGUUUUGCAAUUGAUCCGCUCCACUGACCUUUGUCUGUCUUUGACUGUACAGUCUCUUCCUGAAUUUACCGAUUUCUUCUAUCGCCUAGUGCUUACUCCCCAGCCUGGACUUGAGCAUUUAAAAACUGAACAAGAAUAUGGACAAGACAACUUUUAUCACAUAACUCCGGUUUCUGUUCGGGGCUACGCUGUUAAGUACGGAAGCUUCCAAAACUUAUAUCUACAUUUACAAAAAAUAAAACCAGAUACACUUGAAAACUCAUCUUUUGAUGCUGUACAUACCAUAAAACGUAAACCUAAUAAUAAUAAUAAUCAUGAAUAUGUGCAAUCUGUAUAUGACGAAGAUAAUAAUCAAACAGAUUUCCCAGUUUGGAUCACAUUCAAACAAGGAUAUGUUUCUGGAAAAUUUCUUAGUUCACUACCAAAUGGACGAUGUCGUGUGAUCAUUCUACCAGGACAAGAAGUAAUUGAAGUGAAUCCUGAAGAUGUUGAACGUGCGAAUCCGCCUCGUUUCGAUCGUGUUGAUGAUUUAAUUAAAUUGCGUUAUAUUAAUGAAUCCAGUGUAACACAUUCAUUUAUUCAACGAUAUGGAUCUGGUCUAAUAUUCACUUAUGCCUCAGGCAUCAAUCUAAUCAGUAUUAAUCCAAUGAUGCCUUUGAAUAUUUAUUCAGAUAAAGUGAUGGAUUUAUUUACUAACUGUCAAGUACGCUAUGAUAUGCCACCGCAUGUAUACUCUGUGGCACAAUUAAUUUUGGCUCGUUUAAAACGACGUUUAUUCUACACCAUAGUUACUAUGGAACAACAACAAAAUCAUGUCAAUGGAAACCCAGUGUAUCAUUUACCAUGUUCUUUAAGUCAACAAGUUUUAUGCUUGUUGGGUCGUUCUGGUUCUGGUAAAACACACAUCUCUAAUGAUGUAUUCACUUACAUGAUUUAUCAAUCUGAGAAAUCGAUUAAUCUUUUUAAUCACUCAAAUAAUAAUGGUAAUAACAGCAUCAUAUCAAGUAAAAUCAAUGAAUGUCGUUUACGUGCACUCUUCAAUAUGCUUGAUUCAUUCACCUGUUCACGUAUUAUUCUCAACACUAAUGGAAGUCGAGCAUUACGUUUAUUCUCAUUAGAAUUUGCUAAUAUCCAUUCUUUGCCAAUAGUUAAUCAGCCGGAAGAUAUUAGUUUAAUUGUAACAGGUCUGACAACAAGAUUAUUAUUAUUUGAACGUAGUCGUGUCACUGAUCGUCCUGAAGGGGAACCUAAUUUCCAUAUAUUUUACUAUAUGUUAGCCGGUUUGGAUGAAGAGUCAAGACGCGAAUUAUUUCUAACUGAUCUGGAUGUGCCAAACUUGUUUAUGACUCGUUUACAUCGUCCUGAAGAUAAAAUAUCAGCUAAAAAAUUUUGGCAACAAUUAUGUCAUGAUGCUGAAUUAUUACAAUUUGAUAUAAAAAAUGAAUGGUUAACAGGGGGAAUAACACGUUUAUUAGCUGUAAUUUAUCAUUUAGGCUGUGCUGGAUAUUGUAAUGAAUUAAAUGAAAAAAAUUUAUUAUAUUUUACAAAUUAUCAAUCAGCUCAAUAUGCUGCUUAUUUACUACAUUGUUCAUUGGAUACUUUAAAUGAACUUAUUUUUUAUCCAGUACUUCGUAAACCAACAACAAAUCAUUAUUAUUAUCAUCAUCAUCAUAUUGAGAAUAUUAAUGAUAAUCAAUAUUGUAUAAAAUGGACUGCUAAAAAUUGUUUACAUGCAUUUGUACAAGAUCUUUACAAUAUGAUUAUUGAUAUAUUAAUUAGUUUAAUUAAUCGUUGUUUGUCUACACCGAAAUCAGAUUUAUCUAGUCAAUUUAAUGUUGUAGCUCAAUUAAUUCUAGUUGAUCCAGUUGGAUUUCAAAUACCAUAUUCUAAAACAUCGAUUGUAUCACCAUCUUCAUCAAUAUCACCACCAACAGCAAAACUAUCAUCGGAAAGUAAUGAGAUGCAUAAAACUGGAAAUUUCACCGAUUUAAUUUUUAAUUAUGCUUAUGAAUGCUUUAAUCAACUUUAUUUUGAUAGUAAUAUUCUGCUGGAUGAACAACGUUUGAAACAUGAUGGUCUAACUUCACCUAUUCCAUAUGAAAAUUUUUGUCGUACAAAGAAUAUUUUAAAUUUUAUUGACAAUACUACACUGUCUGAGACUCCAGAUUCUUUUCCAAUUAAAAAUCUAACUACAACUAAUAAUGAUGUAUGUAAUAAUACAAUGUUCCCUGGUUUAUUUUGUCUGUUGGAUUCAGUUGCUCAAAACGGUGAAUUUUCUCAUUUAUAUGACACACUCAGUCAAAUGUAUCAAACACAGCGAAAAUUAUAUGAAAAUCGAGAUUUACGAAGUAUUCGUCGAUUCAAACGUAAUGGAUCAUCGUUUGUAUUAAAUCAUAAUUUAUCUACUACUCCAAUUGAAUAUGCACCGAAUUGGAGUUGGUUCGCACCUUAUCAUCGAUCAUCAGCUAGUCUUAAAAAACUUAUAAAUUUCUUAGAACAAUCUUCAGUUAAAUCCUUACGUAACCUUGUCAAUGUGUUAAAUUAUAAAGAAGAUUAUUUAAGUUCUUUUCUACCAAAUAGUUCAAGUCAUAUUGGUGUUUAUUCUGAAGUAAAAUCUAUAAUGGAUACAUUAACACGUUCUUUAUAUGAUUGUGCUGCACACAAUGCUUCAUAUAAUCCAAAUGAUCCUGGAUCUGGUUUUAAUGACGGUGGUCCACCAAGUGGUAUGCAUUGGAUUCACUGUUUUUUACCUGUAUCUACAGCUGGUCUAUGUGAAUUAAAUGAAGAAAUACCUCUUAAUCAAUUGAUGCAAACAAAUUAUCCCUCUAAUGAUCGUCUUGCAAAUAACGACAAUCAUACUAAUGAUGAGGACAUUAAUCAUAAUACAUCCAACUCAUAUUUAUCUGAAUUAAUGAAACGUUAUCCAAAUAAAAAUUUAGUAUUUAGUCCAGCACGUAUAUGUGUCAAUCUAAUACGUGCACAAAUUCGUGGUAUUGAAUUAAUUAAUACUCUACAAGCGGUUAAACAAAGUUAUCCGGAUAGAUUAUCUCUAAAAGAAUUUUGUAAUCGAUUUGUUUCAUUAUUACCAAAUAGUUCGAAAAUAAGAGAAUUAAAACAGAAUGAAUCAUUGAAUAAAGCCAUUGUUCAUGAAAUCCUGAAUUCACUUCAUUAUUCACCAGAAACAUUUCAACUUGGUAGUAAUAAUAUAUAUCUUCGAACAUUUAUCAUUCCACAACUUAUUCAUCGAUUAUCUUAUUCUCCUGAAAUAUCUAUUGACCAAGAAUUGAUCCAUGUUCAACCCGAUUGUAAAUCAUUUAUCAUUGACUGUUGCAAUGAACAACAAGUUGUGAUAAAAGAAGAUAAAAUCAAUCCUCAUAUUGUACCAAAGUACACAAAUGCUGAGGAACGUGCAUGUAACGUUGAGAUAAAUGAAAAGCAUAUAAACGCUUCCAUAAGUGUAUCAUCGAAUAAAAAUAAUACCAUGUAUAAAGUUGGGUCAGUUUCCACGUUGAAAGUGGAUGAUGAUUCUACAAUUCAAUGUGAAAAAUCUGAAAGUUUGAAAUCAACUAUGAUGAAAUGCGAAGAGUUGGAACCAACACAUAAAGAACAUGUUGAUUCACAAAGCACCACGAUGAUUGAUAAGGAAUUUACAUUAAGCAAACGUGGAAAACGUUCUAUAUCUAUUUCACGAGAUACUGAUUCAAAUCAAACGUAUAAAUGCGGUUCUGUCCUAUUGGUUGGUUCAUCGGAAACUAUAAAGCAGAAUCCAGAAGAUAAUAAUAUCGAACCAAAGAAUAAUUCAGUAAUAAUGAAUAAAGAAAUUUCCUUGGACAAUCCAACUUCUUACCAUUCUUCAUCACUAAAUAUUUCAACAGGAGUUGAAUCAAAACAUAAUACUCAACCUAUAACAAUUUCAUAUGAUUCUGUAACAAAUGAUCUUAAUGUUGACUUAAAAGAUAUGGGUAAACAAGUGAAGCCUAGGAAAAACACACUACAUUCAUCAUUCUUUACUGAUAAUAAAUCUGAAAAACAAAUUUUAAUUCAAACCAAUCGCUUGACUCCUUCGUUUAAUGCUGCGGAAUCUGAUCAGAAUAAUCAAGAGAAAGUUUCAACAGAUUUGUUGUCACAAGAGGUUUGUCCAGGUCAACUUCAGUCAAAUUCAUUAUUGAAUGGUAAAACUGGAUGCAUUACUCAGAAUGAUAUUAAUAAGCCUGUAACACCAGAUUUACCGCCUAUUUCACAAUUAACAAUCAAAUUAGAUAAUGAUAAUCAAUUAAAUCAUUCUGAUAAUGAAUUAAUUAAAAUAAAACAUGAAUAUGCUAAAGCAUUAGAACAAUUAGCUGAAGAAAAUCGUAUACAAGCUGAACAACAAACUAAUGUGAUAAGCUUAAAAUUGGAACAAGCUGAGAAAAGACAUCUUCUCCUACUGGAAUCAUUGAAAAAUUCAUCUGGACAAGAUACACAGAACAAUACUACUGCAGAAUAUACAGUUUUAUAUCCAGAUGCUCCAGAACCCCUAUUAACUGAAUUAAAUCAAUUACGUUCGGCUAAUCAGCUAUUAAAAUUACAAUUAACGGAUUUACAAAACACCAUAUCAGAUUUAAAAAAAGAUUUAGAAACUGCUUAUGCAAAUCAUCAAAAAGCUGAAAAAACUAUUGAAAAAUUACGCAUUGAUAUAACACGUAUGCAAGAUGAAUAUGAAGCGGAUUAUGAAGCAAAUCGUACAGCAAAUCAAGUCAAAUUACGUCAAUUAGAAGAAACAAUGAGUAUAGUACAAGAAGAAAAUACACGUUUAAAAAGAGAUAAACAUCAGUUAGAAUUGGAAGUGUCUACAUUGAAUAUCGAAUUAUCAAAUGCUUCUAAUGAUGGUGAUAUCGAACAUAAGUUAAGAAAAGAAUUGAAAAUAGUUAAAAGUUUACUAGCUGAAAAAGAAGCAUUAAUCAUUGAAUUAUCUUCAAAUCCUAGUGAUUCACAAAGUCAAAUUACGAAACUACGUGAUCGGGUUGAUGAACUGGACGAAUUAAAUGAAAUACUGAAUCGUCAAAAACGUGCUUUGCAGAGUGAUUUAGAUGAGAUCCAACAACAGCUUGCCAGUGCUCUACGCACACAAAAAGAGUUUGAAGAAGAUUUGUCUCGGUCGAAACGUCAAUUUUUAGAUUUACAAAAUCAAUUUACUGAUCAAGAAGAAGCUCAUAAAGAAACACGUGAUAAAUUACAAAAUGCAACAGCUAGUUUAACAAUAAAAGAGGCUACAAUUCAAGCGCAGAUACAAGAAAUUGAUGAAUUUUUAAUCGAGCGGAAAAAAAUGCAAACACAAAUAGACGAGUUGAAAUUGAAAUUGAAUACUAAUAAUAUCGAUCAAGUUCCUCGUAGUGAGCUAGAACGUUUAGAAGCGAAAAUUCGUGAAUUAGAACAACGUUUAGAUAUUGAAACUAGUAAUCGAGUACGUAUUCAAUAUUCACUUGAUCGUGCCAAAGAAACAAUCGAUCAGUUGACAAAUGAACGUGAUAAACUAAUAAUUAUUGAAGCUAAUGAACGUGAACAAAAUCGUAAAUUAUCUAGACAACUACGUGAAGCACAACAAGAUGAAAACGAAGCAACUAGACGUGCUACAACAGCUCAACGACGAGCUGAGGAAGCACAAAUGGAUGCUAACAAAGCAAUGCAUGAAGCAUUAUGUUCACGUGCUGAAAUGAAUGCUUUAUUGAGACGUACACAAGAUUUAGAAGCAUUAAUUAAAUCGAAACAAAGUGAAUCAGAUUAUGAAGAUCUUUUAAAUUGUAAUUCAUCAGGUGAAGAUCUUAUUUUAAAUAAAUUUACAAAAGGAUCACAAGAUUUUCUGCUACGUCCAAAUCCAAAAUACCGUAAUCGUUUGCUUCGCGGUUCGCAUCAACUCUUAUUAAAUCGUGCAUUUUCUGACGAUAAUCUUCCCUAUUUUCCAAAUCGUUUAUCAGAUCAUCUGGUCACAACUAUUAAAAAUUUCCAAUCAGCUUUUAGUGAAUCAUCACAUCUCAAUUCUUCUAUUGAUAAUAAGAACUUCAAAAAUUCAAAAGAAUAUUCAAUAAAAGAUAAACCGAAUAAUUCUGUAUUAUUAUCACAAACAAGAUCUGCCUCUCCAAUUGUCUCUUUGUCAAAUAAGAAUCGUAAUUUCACUGGGAAUACUUAUUUAUAUACAAACAAGUUAAUAUCUUCAGAAGAUAGAUUUUUCAAUUCAUCUAAUUAUACUUCGAUGAAUAGUUUCGAAACAACAAAUGGUUGUGAUCAUAACAUAGACUCGACUAGUAAUAAUAGUAAUAAUAAUAAUAACAAUAAUGAUAAUAAUAAUAAUGAUAAUAGCAAUGGUCAAAUUUGUAGCAAAUCGAAUGGAUCAUUAAUAUUUUCUUCAAAUAUACGCGUUUUAACGUCGCCAAAAUUUAAACAAUCAGUUACUAUUAAACAUGUUCAGUCUGACAAUAUAUGUAAACCAAGCAUGGAUGUAGUCAGUAUUACAGAUAGUAAAAAUAGUAUUAAUAAUAAUGAUAAACUUCUUGCUAUUCCUUAUAAUAACCGUAGUUCUAUCGAUUCGCAAAAUAACGACGUCAAUGACAAUAUUCCUACUACUACUAUUACAAUUACUAGUAGUGAAAUAACAACACGUAAUGAAUCACCGUCUGCGUCAUUAUCGUCUACUGAGUCAUUUCGUAAUUUAGAUCACUUACAUAAGACUAACUUAGAAAUUCAUUAUCAUGAUAAAUGAAAUACCAAUCUUUCCAGUUGAAAGGAGGCGGCAAGUGUCUACCUCAUAAAUUAAUUCAGAAAACUCAUCAGUAUGCAUAUUAUCUAAAUAGAUAGUUGUAAUAAUAAUCAUAAUUCAAUCACUAUGCAUUGUGUAUGUCUUAUAUUCCUUUAUUU